GGCCCGGCUGCGGGGGACGUGUCUCUGCUCGCCAUGGCCGCCCCCGCGGGGCGCAGAGUGCCCCUGGCGCUGGGGCUGACCGGGCUGGCGUUCGCCCUGUGCGGCCUCGUCCUGCUCUUCGUCCUGCCCGGCGUGGUCCGGGACCAGGUCAUCAAGAACGUGAGGAUUGAUCCCAAUAGCUUUGCCUUCAGUAUGUGGAAAGACAUUCCUGUUCCUUUUUACCUGUCAGCCUACUUAUUUGAGGUGAUGAAUCCAAAAGAGGUUCGUCUAGGAGCCAAACCUGUGCUGAAUCAGCGUGGGCCUUAUGUUUACAGAGAAUACAGGUAUAAAACCAACAUAACUUUCCAUGACAAUGGCACAGUUUCCUUCCUGGAAUACCGGCGAUUUUACUUCCAGCCAGACCUGUCUGACGGAAGGGAAGAGGAUUACAUUGUUGUGCCAAACAUCCUUGUGAUGGGCGCAGCCAUUAUGAUGGAGAACCUACCUAGCCUUUUGAAGAUGUUAAUAAGUGGCGCACUGGCUGGCUUGGGACAGGAUGCUUUUAUGAACCGAACCGUGGGAGAGAUCAUGUGGGGCUACGACGACCCACUUAUAGAUGUGCUGAACAGUUUUGUGCCUGGUUUGAUCCCUUUCAAGGGGAAGUUUGGCUUAUUUUUGGAUUUUAACAACUCGAAUACAGGACUGUUCACUGUGUAUACUGGGGCCACAGACAUCAAUCAAAUCCACAUAGUGGAUACAUGGAAUGGAUUAAAAAAGGUGAAUUACUGGCACUCUAAUGAGUGUAACAUGAUCAAUGGGACUUCAGGAGAGAUGUGGCCUCCUUUCAUGACCCCUUCCUCCUCUCUAGAGUUUUAUAGUCCUGAUGCCUGUCGAUCCAUGAAGCUAGUGUAUGAGCAGUCUGGAGUAUUUGAAGGGGUGCCAACCUAUCGAUUUGUGGCUCCGAAGACUUUAUUUGCCAACGGAACAGAUUAUCCACCAAAUGAAGGCUUCUGCCCCUGCAGGGAAUCUGGAAUCCAGAAUGUCAGCGCUUGUAGAAUGAAUGCACCACUGUUCAUAUCCCACCCACACUUCUAUGAUGCUGACCCUGUCUUGGUGGAAGCGGUCGAUGGAUUACAUCCCAGUAAGGAGCAGCAUGGGCUCUUCCUUGACAUUCAUCCGGUCACAGGAAUUCCAAUGAACUGCUCAAUCAAGCUGCAACUGAAUCUGUAUAUGAAGAAGGUCUCUGGCAUAAGUCAAACAGGACAGAUCGAGCCGGUUGUCUUGCCUAUACUUUGGUUUGCAGAGAGCGGAGCCAUUGAAGGUUCAGUCUUAAAGCAGUUCUACACCAACCUGGUACUGAUCCCAUCUGUGCUGGAGUACGUGCAAUAUAUCUGCAUCGGUCUAGGUGUCGCUUUGAUUGUUGCUGCCGUUGUACUGGAGAUAAAGAGACAGAGAAACGCCAGAGAGAAGAGCCCACGAGAGCCAGACCCACAGACUGAACCCCCUUGGUCUUCAGAAACAACACCACUCCUUCAAGACACUAGUAAAACAAACCAGAAUGAUGCUGCUGAAGCCUGAAGUGCCAGUCUCUUACAGGAGAGUGAUUCCUACUGGUACCUGUGCCUGUGUGCUUAGGGAUCAGACUCGCUCUAGGUCCAUUGGCAGGAUCCUAGAAAGGAGAGGCAGAAUUGGAUAAAAUAACAGAUUCUGAACCCUCUUGAGAGGCACAAAAUAUUCUCAGACGCUAUUGAACUGUAUUGCCACGGCUCUUAUGUCCUGCACAAAGACACGAGAUGAGGAUAAAACCACUUCACUCCUAGCAUUUGAAAUAAAAAAUAUUCAGCAUUUGUUGGUCUGGGGCUGACAUGGGCUGAGAUCUCUCACCUGCUAUUUCCAGCCUGGGAGGGAUGAAUACCUGCUGGUUAAUCCCCUGAAGUCCUUUCCUCUACCCUCAUAGUGUCUUUCUACUUAUAAGAUGAGAAUCCUAAAAGAAAUAGGCACUUUAAUAGCAAAACCUCUUAAAGCAGGGUUUACAUGUGAUGUAGAAAUAACUGGUUUAUAUAGGAAAAUGUCAGUAUUUAACAACCUGUGCUGCUCAAGGCUUAUGGAGAGGUGCUUACUAAAUAGAUCUACACUGGCUGAAGCUCACUCCCAUUC
Molecule: messenger RNA, 2136 nt
Organism: Chelonoidis abingdonii (Abingdon island giant tortoise)
Lineage: Eukaryota; Metazoa; Chordata; Testudines; Testudinidae
Gene: SCARB1
Product: scavenger receptor class B member 1
Biological process (GO): recognition of apoptotic cell; cholesterol efflux; cholesterol import
Cellular component (GO): cytoplasm; caveola
Molecular function (GO): scavenger receptor activity; lipid binding; low-density lipoprotein particle binding
Source: RefSeq, a predicted model, not a curated record